AUGGCUUGUUCGGCGACGUGCAUCGUUGUCGUCGGCGCUCUGCUGAUCACCAGCGCGUGCUAUGCCGUGGAAGAGCAAGAUGUGCUCACCGUCGGCGUGCUGCUGCCGUGGAGCGCCACCCGCCCGCUUGGCCCCUCGAUCGCCUCCGCCGCGACGAUCGCCAUCGACGACAUCAACGCCAACGCUAGUCUGCUGCCCGACAACACGCUGCGCUUCGUGUGGCUCGACACGCAAUGCGACGAGAAGAUGGGACUGCACGCCAUCGUCAACAUGUGGUCGCGUCGCCACGCCGACCACAUACGCGGCUUCAUCGGCCCGGGCUGCGACGUCGUCUGCGAGACGGCGGGGCUGCUGGCGUCGGCGUGGAACAUGCCCAUCGUGUCGUGGGGCUGCACUUCGAACCACCUCAGCGACAAGGACGCGUACAACACACUCGCCCGUGUCGUCGGCCCCUUCACCAGCGUGGCGCCGAUCGGCGUCGCUGUGAUGCACCGCUGGCGAUGGAAGCGCGUCGGCAUAUUGGCAGCGGCCGACGUCAGCUGGCAACUAACGGCCGAGACGUUGAAGGUGCAGCUGAUAGCCGGCGGUAUCGACAUCCCCUUCUUUCAGAGAUUCGAGCACGGACACAAGCACAUGACGAAGUUACAGAAGGCGCGACACUUGAACAUAGUCCGACGAGCCAAGGACACAGUCCGCGGUGCGUAA
Priapulus caudatus is the source of this 705-nucleotide messenger RNA. RefSeq names its product gamma-aminobutyric acid type B receptor subunit 1-like. NCBI's taxonomy places the organism in Eukaryota, Metazoa, Priapulida, Priapulimorpha, Priapulimorphida, Priapulidae. The transcript has a single exon. Bases 1 to 705 code for a protein of 234 amino acids. The record is from RefSeq and is a predicted model, not a curated record.